Molecule: messenger RNA, 1170 nt
Organism: Dryobates pubescens (Downy woodpecker)
Lineage: Eukaryota; Metazoa; Chordata; Aves; Piciformes; Picidae
Gene: HSD17B2
Product: hydroxysteroid 17-beta dehydrogenase 2
Exons: 5
Coding region: 1-1170 (389 amino acids)
Molecular function (GO): oxidoreductase activity
Source: RefSeq, a predicted model, not a curated record
AUGGAUGCUCUCACCAGCAAUCUCCUUGGAUGGCUCUGUGUGGGUGUCACCAUACUUUUUGGGGUGACUGUGUUCUACAUAGCCAAGAGGAGCCCAGCAGAGAAAGCAAACCUCCUGGUCUGGAGGCUCCUUCCCACCUUACUGGGGCUGCUGUGUGUGGCCAUGCUGGGCACUGGUGGGGGACUGGUGGUGUUUUGUACCAUGUGCCUCAUCUUUGUGUACCUGGGCAGCAGGGCACUGCUGCCCGUGGGCGACAAAGCUGUGCUCAUCACAGGAAGUGACACUGGAAUUGGACAUGCACUGGCUAAACAUUUGGAUGACUUGGGUUUUGUUGUGUUUGCUGGGGUUUUGAACAAGGAUGGCCCAGGAGCAGAGGAACUGAGACGGACCUGUUCUCAGAGACUCUCUCUGCUGCAGCUGGAUAUAACCAACAUCAGCCAAGUCAAGGAGGCGUUUCUAAAAGUCUCAGAGAAGGUGCAAAAUACAGGACUCUGGGGUGUUGUGAACAAUGCAGGCAUCCUGGGCUUCCCUGCUGAUGGUGAGCUGAUGCCCAUGAGCACAUACAGACAAUGCAUGGAGGUGAAUUUCUUUGGGGCUGUAGAGCUGUCCAAGACCUUCUUACCGUUACUUCGGAAAUCCCAGGGGAGGCUGGUCAAUGUGUCCAGCAUGGCAGGAGGCAUUCCGCUACCAAGAUAUGCUGCAUAUGGUGCAUCAAAAGCAGCUCUGUCCAUGUUUUCUGGAGUAAUGAGGCAAGAGCUCUCCAAAUGGGGAGUUAAAGUUGCUGCAAUUCAUCCAUCAGGCUUCCGAACAGGUAUACAAGGCACAGCUGACCUGUGGGCUAAGCAAGAAAAGGAGCUGAUAGAGAAACUGCCAGCAGACACAAGGCAAGACUAUGGUGAAGACUACCUCCUGGAGCUAAAGAGCUACCUCCUGCACAUGCCUGUGUACUGUGAUGCUGACCUCUCCCCCGUGCUGGGUGCUAUCCUGCAUGCUUUGCUGGCCAAGAGACCACACGGCUUGUACACUCCUGGCAAAGGGGCUUAUAUGCCCCUCUGCAUCUUCUGCUACUUUCCUCUCUGGUUCUAUGACUUUAUCAUUAGUAAGAUGCUGAGUCCUAAGUCUGUCCCAAGGGCGUUAAGAACAUCAGAAGCCGCAAGCAAGGAUCUCUGA